Messenger RNA from Ipomoea nil (Japanese morning glory), 2129 nucleotides. RefSeq names its product GDP-L-galactose phosphorylase 1-like. Gene Ontology annotation, cellular component: cytoplasm. NCBI's taxonomy places the organism in Eukaryota, Viridiplantae, Streptophyta, Magnoliopsida, Solanales, Convolvulaceae. The transcript has 5 exons. The coding region runs from base 536 to 1879 and encodes 447 amino acids. The record is from RefSeq and is a predicted model, not a curated record. Gene Ontology annotation, molecular function: GDP-D-glucose phosphorylase activity. Gene Ontology annotation, biological process: glucose metabolic process.
AUGAAUACGACGAAGUAGCUUUCUCUUCCGUUUGUUUUCCGCAAAGCGGCGAACCGCGAGAAAUCAUCGGAGUGCUGACCCCUUUUUCCAAGGAUUCAGCACCUGUAAAAGUCUUCAUUUGUAACGCGAGGGAGGAAAUUAAAUUAAACAAGUUUCUUCUCCCAUGGUUGGAUUGUUGUAGUAGUGUGUUUCAUUCUCGGAGAUCUUCAAUCACGGUGGCUCUUCUUGGAUCCCUGCCUCCCAAUCCCACCUUCCAAAUCCAUCACCGCCGUAGACCCUUUUCUCGCAAUCUCGUUCUGGUGGGCGACAAGCGCCAGAUCCCUUCCCCUCACGGCGGCAGGGGCGCCUUACCCUCCGAAGGGGGCUCCCCUUCCGACCUCCUCUUCCUCGCCGGCGGAAGUCCCCACUCCCUUCUCUCCAUUUCUUUUCCCCUGGUUUCUGCUGUAACUUGUUAAUUCUCUUCCCUGGAUUUGUUUGUUUGUUUUUCUUUUUUUUAAUCCUCACAGUAGUACAUACAAAGGUUAGAUACAUAUUGAUGUUGACUAUCAAGAGGGUUCCAACCGUCGUCUCCAACUACCAGGACGACGCCCCUGAGGAUUCCAAACCGGAAUCCCUUGGUUGCGGCCGCAAUUGCCUCGGACAAUGCUGCUUGCCUGUUUCCUGCCUUCCAUUAUUUGCAUUCAAGAAUGAUGAGCAUAAGUGUGAUGGUGAUUGGAACUACUUGAGUUAUGGGGAGUGUCCGAUUUCCUUUCUAAGUGAUUUGUUGCUUGGACAGUGGGAGGAGCGAAUGAGCCGGGGAUUAUUCCGGUAUGAUGUGACUUCGUGUGAGACAAAAAUUAUUCCUGGCACGUUCGGUUUCAUUGCACAGCUCAAUGAGGGGCGUCAUCUGAAGAAAAGGCCUACAGAGUUUCGUGUUGAUCAGGUUCUUCAGCCUUUUGAUGAGAAUAAGUUCAACUUUACGAAAAUAGGCCAGGAAGAAGUGCUUUUCAGAUUUGAACCGAGCAAUGACUGCAAAUCCCAUUACUUGCCUAGUGGACUAGUUGAUGCUCGUUCUGGUUCGCCUACUGUUCUUGCUAUCAAUGUGAGUCCUAUUGAGUACGGACAUGUGCUUUUGAUUCCUCGGGUUCUUGAUUGCUUGCCUCAGAGGAUUGACCAUGAUAGCUUCUUCGUUGCAAUGCACUUGGCUAAGGAAGCAGCCGAUCCCUUCUUCAGGGUUGGUUAUAAUAGUUUGGGCGCCUUUGCCACCAUUAACCACCUCCACUUCCAGGCGUAUUACUUACAAGUUCCUUUUCCUGUCGAGAAAACCCCAACUCGCGAGAUAAUGAGGGGGAGGGAGCAGGGUGAUGGUGGAAUUGUAGUCUCUCAGCUAUUAAAUUACCCUGCCCGUGCUCUUCUCUUCGAGGGCGGGAGUACAGUGCGUGAUUUAUCUGAUGCUGUUGCGAAUUCUUGUAUUUCCCUUCAAAAUAAUAAUAUUCCUUUUAACCUUCUCAUUUCUGAACGUGGGAACAAAGUAUUUCUCUUUCCUCAGUGUUAUGCAGAGAAACAAGCAUGUGGGAAAAUCGAUCAAGAAAUCUUGGAUACUUGGGUGAACCCCGCUGUUUGGGAAAUUAGUGGGCAUAUGGUGUUGAAGAGGAGAGAGGAUUACGAUGAUGCGUCGGAGGACUAUGCAUGGAGGCUGCUUUCUGAGGUUUCUUUGUCGGAGGAAAGGUUUGAAGAAGUGAAGGCUUAUGUUUCUCGAGCUGCUGAUUUGCUGUUGGACUCCGAGUGUAGCAAUGGCGGCUCCCAACCGUGGGAAACGUACCCUGAAGCCUCGUGGACCGCCACAAAUGAGCUGUCGUUUACCUCGAGACUGUCGGGUGCUACGCUGAAAUUCUGUUAGAUUCUAAAGGCGAAGGCGGCAGUGGCACCAACCAAGGGGUAGGUAGGUGUCCCGAACUCUCGGUUUACAUCGAGCCUGUCUGGUGCUACACUGAAGGGCAAUGGGAAUGGUUCAUUUUCAGAAAUUUGUUUGGAUACGUUAGGUCUAUUACAGAUUUGGUCAAAUGGAUUGUGUUUGUGGUUGGGUGGAACCCUGAAAUUCUGAAAAUGACCUUCUGUUGUAUGUUAUGUUAACCCUGAUUGAUUUUUUA